Molecule: messenger RNA, 2785 nt
Organism: Haliaeetus leucocephalus (bald eagle)
Lineage: Eukaryota; Metazoa; Chordata; Aves; Accipitriformes; Accipitridae
Gene: CDH4
Product: cadherin 4, type 1, R-cadherin (retinal)
Exons: 16
Coding region: 1-2745 (914 amino acids)
Biological process (GO): cell morphogenesis; cell-cell junction assembly; calcium-dependent cell-cell adhesion
Cellular component (GO): catenin complex; plasma membrane; adherens junction
Molecular function (GO): cadherin binding; calcium ion binding
Source: RefSeq, a predicted model, not a curated record
AUGACUGGACUAACCUGUCCCUGUGACAGGGGCUGGUUCCUUGCCGUGCGGUCCGAAGCACACAAUGGGGAUCUUACAGUUAGACCCACAUGUAAGCCUGGCUUUUCAGAAGAAGACUACACAGCAUUUGUCUCCCAAAACAUCAUGGAAGGGCAGAAGUUACUCAAAGUAAAAUUUAAUAACUGUGCCGGUAACAAGGGAGUUCGGUAUGAAACCAACAGCCUGGACUUCAAGGUGAGAGCGGAUGGGACCAUGUAUGCUGCCCACCACGUGCAAAUGCCCUCAAAGCAGCUGAUCCUGAUGGUGACUGCGUGGGAUCCCCAGAUCCUGGGCAGAUGGGAGGCAAUUGUCAGGUUUCUGGUGACAGAGAAGUCGCAACAUAGCGGACACAAGCCGAAAGGAAGGAAGACCGUGCCCGGAGAACUGGUGCAGCAGCAAAGCGACACGCUGCUCCCAUGGCGCCAGCAUCAGAGCGCUAAUGGCCUGCGGCGGCAAAAGCGAGACUGGGUCAUCCCACCAAUCAAUGUGCCAGAAAACUCCAGAGGACCCUUUCCGCAGCAGCUGGUUCGGAUUCGUUCUGAUAAAGACAAAGAGAUCCAUAUCAGAUACAGCAUCACUGGAGUGGGAGCCGACCAGCCGCCGAUGGAAGUCUUCAGCAUUGACCCUGUAUCUGGCAGGAUGUAUGUGACUCGCCCGAUGGACAGAGAAGAAAGAGCUUCCUACCACCUCCGGGCUCAUGCGGUGGAUAUGAAUGGAAACAAGGUGGAGAAUCCUAUUGACCUUUACAUCUAUGUGAUUGAUAUGAAUGACAACAGACCGGAGUUUAUAAACCAAGUCUAUAAUGGAUCUGUUGAUGAAGGCUCUAAACCAGGUACCUAUGUGAUGACGGUGACAGCAAAUGAUGCAGAUGAUAGCACUACAGCGAACGGGAUGGUGAGAUACCGAAUCGUGACUCAGACCCCACAGAGCCCAUCGCAAAAUAUGUUUACUAUUAACAGCGAGACGGGAGACAUUGUCACUGUGGCUGCUGGACUUGACAGAGAGAAAGUUCAGCAGUAUAUAGUCAUUGUUCAAGCCACAGAUAUGGAAGGAAAUCUUAACUAUGGUCUCUCAAACACAGCAACAGCGAUCAUUACGGUGACAGAUGUGAAUGACAACCCACCCGAAUUCACUACCAGCACUUAUUCAGGAGAAGUUCCUGAGAACAGAGUGGAGGUUGUGGUGGCAAAUCUGACGGUGAUGGACCGGGACCAGCCUCACUCCCCCAACUGGAAUGCCAUCUACCGUAUUAUCAGCGGAGACCCCUCUGGCCAUUUCACCAUCCGGACAGACCCCAUAACCAACGAAGGCAUGGUAACCGUCGUGAAGGCAGUCGAUUACGAGAUGAACAGAGCUUUCAUGCUGACAGUGAUGGUAUCAAACCAAGCUCCCCUGGCCAGUGGCAUCCAGAUGUCCUUCCAGUCAACAGCAGGAGUCACCAUUUCAGUCACAGAUGUCAACGAAGCACCGUAUUUCCCAACGAACCACAAGUUAAUCAGGCUGGAGGAAGGGGUGCCUACGGGGACAGUCCUGACGACAUUUUCAGCGGUGGAUCCUGAUCGCUUCAUGCAGCAGGCAGUAAGAUACUCUAAGCUGUCAGAUCCUGCAAACUGGCUGAACAUUAAUGCCACAAAUGGUCAGAUCACUACUGCUGCUGUCCUUGAUCGAGAGUCAGACUACAUUAAGAAUAAUGUCUACGAGGCCACAUUCUUGGCGGCUGACAACGGUAUACCCCCCGCAAGCGGCACUGGCACUCUGCAGAUCUACCUAAUCGACAUCAACGAUAAUGCUCCUGAGCUCCUGCCAAAGGAGGCACAGAUCUGUGAAAAGCCAAACCUGAAUGUCAUCAACAUAACAGCCGCGGAUGCUGACAUUGAUCCAAACGUUGGGCCCUUUGUCUUCGAGCUGCCAAGUGUGCCAUCUGCGGUGAGGAAGAACUGGACCAUAACACGGCUGAAUGGCGAUUACGCCCAGCUUAGUUUACGAAUCAUGUACCUGGAAGCGGGUGUGUAUGAUGUGCCGAUCGUCGUGACGGACUCAGGAAACCCCCCCUUGUACAACACAUCCAUUAUCAAAGUGAAGGUGUGCCCGUGCGACGAGAAUGGCGACUGCACCACCAUCGGGGCGGUGGCUGCAGCGGGGCUGGGCACGGGCGCCAUCAUCGCCAUCUUGAUCUGCAUCAUUAUUUUACUAACCAUGGUUCUGCUGUUCGUGGUGUGGAUGAAACGCCGGGAGAAGGAGCGCCAUACCAAGCAGCUCCUCAUCGACCCCGAGGACGACGUCAGGGACAAUAUUCUGAAGUACGACGAAGAAGGAGGUGGAGAGGAAGACCAGGAUUACGAUUUAAGCCAGCUCCAGCAGCCAGAGACCAUGGAUCACGUGCUGAACAAGACACCUGGAGUCAGAAGGGUGGAUGAAAGACCUAUUGGUGCUGAACCACAGUAUCCUGUAAGACCAGUAAUCCCACAUCCAGGGGAUAUUGGUGACUUUAUUAAUGAGGGCCUGCGUGCGGCGGACAACGACCCCACGGCCCCCCCCUACGAUUCCCUGCUGGUCUUCGACUACGAGGGCAGCGGCUCCACCGCCGGCUCCGUCAGUUCCCUCAAUUCCUCCAGCUCCGGGGACCAGGACUACGACUACCUUAACGACUGGGGGCCCAGGUUCAAGAAACUGGCGGACAUGUACGGGGGAGGCGAGGAAGAUUAAACUGACCUCACGUUAUUUAAAAAAAAAAAAAAAAAAGAAG